AUGAUGAAGACAAUGUUCAGAUCAAAAGACUUAUGGAAGCUAGUAGAAAAAGGUUUCAGUGAAGAAGGAGAUGCAACCAGAAUUAAUGACAGUCUUAAGAAGGAUGCCAAGGCAAUGUACUUGAUUCAACGGGCUCUUGACUCCAGAAUUCUGGUGAGGAUUUCUGAAGCAAAGACAGCAAAGGAAGCUUGGGACAUUUUAAAAACAGAAUUUCAAGGAGACUCAGACAACUCCAACAUUCAACUUCAUGCACUACAAAGGGAAUUUGAUGCAGUUAAAAUGAAGCAAGGUGAGUGUAUUCAAGACUUUGUAAGCAGAGUUUUGGAUAUUGUGUAUCAAAUUCGUGUGCUGAAGCAAGAUCUCCCUCAAAAGGCAGUGGUUUCUAAAAUACUCAGAAGUUUAACUCCUAGAUUUUCACAAGCAAUUCAUUCAAUCAUUGAAGCUAAGGACCUGAACUCUAUUACAGUCGAACAACUGAGUGGGUCACUGAAGAACCAUGAAGCCAUACUAAAUCUAGAGGGUACACAACUCGAAGGAGAAAAGGCAUUGCAUGUUGGUCGUGGUUAUGCGCAUUUCGAAGGUCCCAACAGAGGUGGAAGAGGACGUGGCGUUCCUUUUCAAGAGGAAGGGACGAGGGCGCGGUAG
This is a messenger RNA of Dioscorea cayenensis subsp. rotundata (Guinea yam), 645 nucleotides long. RefSeq lists its product as uncharacterized. The transcript has a single exon. The coding region runs from base 1 to 645 and encodes 214 amino acids. The record is from RefSeq and is a predicted model, not a curated record. NCBI's taxonomy places the organism in Eukaryota, Viridiplantae, Streptophyta, Magnoliopsida, Dioscoreales, Dioscoreaceae.